Messenger RNA from Vitrella brassicaformis, 5725 nucleotides. The record is from the annotation of a GenBank genome assembly. Lineage: Eukaryota; Vitrellaceae.
AUGCUCAUCCUUCUGGGCGCCUUCGCGGCACGUAAGCAACAGCAGGCCUCUUACCAUCUCUCACGCCAUCAUGAUGCAUCCCUCUCUCUGUCCCCAUUGCAAUGUGCAGUGACCGACUGGUUCUCCUUCUGGGAGAUGAUCAUCGACGAGCCGUCCCAAUACACCAUUCCCCUUCUGUGCAAGCGGCUCCUUCUCGCAUCUGCCUCUGUCUCUACUGCUCUGCUCGUCCUCAAAUGGUGCCUGGAGUACGUCCAAAUGAAUGCCACACUGGUACGCAGAGGAGACGUCUUCAGGUGAGCACUUUGCUGACGACUUGUGCAUUGCGGUUGCUCAGGUGCAGCGCAAAAAGGGACAAUCGGGCGACAUCGAAUUAGGCGAACGCUCCCGUCUCAUCGACUCGGGCGUCGACUCUCAGGCAGCGACCCCGCGAGGGCCGUCUGCCACGGCACCCAUCAUCGCUCGCUUCCACCGGCCCGACCCGCCUCGAUGGCUGGUCAGGAUGAUCACGGUGCUGAGCGGCAUCUCUGUCCUCAACGACAUCAUCGACUUCAUCAACGUCGUGAUCAUUCUUUGCGCCAUCGGCAACCCCCGAAGCCACGCGAUGGGAAUACUCAUCAGCAAUCUCUCCUUGAAUCUGCUGAAUGCCAUCGCCUCAGUCUAUAAGGCCAUGCGCUUCGAAGCCUCGCGAGAGCGCAUGCAACAGCUAGCCAUAGCGCGAAGACCAGAGGAUCCGGGAGUAUUGGGAGCUGCCGUCGUCCUCUUUGCGGUCUUGGGGGUGAUCGGUGCUCUUUGUGCUUAUUGGGGGUGGAGCACUUGGUGGAUAAGUUGGAUUGGGGGUUUCUUAUGGUGGCUUGCCAUCGCUGUGAUGCUGAUGAUAUCAAUGUGUGGGACGAUCGCAACCUGCUCGAGAGAGCCUCCUUCAGGGGCUCGCCUCUUCGAUUACAGCCGAUUGGGUCUUCUGCAUGUGCUGAUCGCGGAGCUUGUCUACACAACCAGCACCUGGAUUACCUUCUUGACGAUUGCGAUGUUCAACAAGAGAGUCCCCAUAUGGCUGUGGCGCCUCUACUGUCUCAUCCCCGCUACAGAAACCCUCAUCCUUUACCCCUCUCUAAUCGCAACACUCGAGCAGAAAAUUGACGCCAGAGCCCAUCGCCAUCCGACCAAAGAUGGUUGCAGCAUACUCUGCGAAGCCCUUUUCGGCCUCACAUGCAAUGUCCUCUUCCUCUGCUAUCCCACUUAUCAACUGCAGCUGCUCCCAAUAGCCAACAUCAUUCUGACGGUGGCAGUUUUCAGUUGCCAGCUGAGUAGAAGGCCCAUCGGCCUUCAACAUGCCGAGCUCAUCGACCGCAUCCAUCAAAUUCGAAAGGAAGAUGCUGCGUGGAUAAGCAUGGCCAUGAAACAGCUUCUUGACGGUGGCGCAGAUCCAAACAUGGCGUGCGGCGAGCCGCUUCAUCAGGCAGUGAUGGCCGAGACAGAGACCGACGACAGCGACAGCCCCUUGGUGCGGGAUACUGAAGGAGCUCCUAUUCGGAUUUUCAACACUGUGGAGCUGCUGUUGGAGGCCGGAGCAGACCCCAAUCUUGGCAAGCGUCGGUUCGGCGGCCUAGUCGUGGCGCCUUUAGACGAAGUUGUGAGCGGAGGGUUAAGCACUAAGCGACGGACACCUUCGAGACUAACACAAAUGGCCUGACUUGGUGCCAUGUUUGUGCAGGUGAUACAGCCUGAGCUGAAGGAUGUCGCUGUCCUCCUCAAAGCCAAUGGGGCUCGGCAUUCGGACGACUACUAUAAAUACGGCGGACACAUCAAUCAAGCCCGCUACGCUGCCCUUUUGAUGCGGUCCAAUGCCUUGGAUUGCGAAGAAUACCGUGGGAUAUGUAUUCCUUGGCGUCGAGAGAAAGACUUGGAAGCCGACUUAAAGACCCUCGCUGAGGCAGUGUGUGCCGAAACGGCUGAGGGACGGGUCUUCGUGCCGCAGGGUUCGUCCAACCAAGGGUCCAGAAGGUUACUGCAAGUGUUCCUCCGAGAAAACACGAUGCUCAUCCUUCUGGGCGCUUUCGCAGCACGUAAGCGAAGCAGGCCUCAAGAUGUUUAUUACGCCAUCAUGGUGUAUCUCUUUUCGCCCCCAUUGCAAUGUGCAGUGACCGACUGGUUCUCCUUCUGGGAGAUGAUUAUCGAUGAGCCGUCCCAAUACACCAUUCCCCUCCUGUGCAAGCGGCUCCUUCUCGCAUCUGCCUCUGUCUCUACUGCUCUGCUCGUCCUCAAAUGGUGCCUGGAGUACGUCCAAAUGAAUGCCACACUGGUACGCAGGGGAGACGUCUUCAGGUGAGCACUUUGCUGACGACUUGUGCAUUGCGGUUGCUCAGGUGCAGCGCAAAAAGGGACAAUCGGGCGACAUCGAAUUAGGCGAACGCUCCCGUCUCAUCGACUCGGGCGUCGACUCUCAGGCAGCGACCCCGCGAGGGCCGUCUCCCACGGCGCCCAUCAUCACUCGCUUCGACCGGCCCCACCCUCCUCGGUGGCUCAUCAGGGUGAUCACGGUGCUGAGCGGCAUCUCUGUCCUCAACGACAGCAUCGACUUCAUCAACGUCGUGAUCAUUCUUUGCGCCAUCGGCAACCCCCGAAGCCACGCGAUGGGAAUACUCAUCAGCAAUCUCUCCUUGAAUCUGCUGAACGCCAUCGCCUCAGCCUACAAGGCAAUGGGAUUCGAAGCCUCGCGAGAGCGCAUGCAACAGCUGGCCCAAAUCAUACCCGGAGUUUCAUGUCAGUCCGACCUGAUGUCGUCUAUGGGGAUUCUUCGAUUUCUGCCAACUAUGGGGAUCUCUAUUUGUCCCUUUGGGGUGAUCGGCGCUCUUCUUGCUGAUUCGUGGUGGCUUUGGUGGAUUGGGAGUUUUUUCUGGUGGCUUGCCUUGGCUUUGAUGCUGGUGACGCUAAUGUGCGGGCUCGUUCUUGGCGUUGUGACGCAUUGUUUGGUCCCGAUGGGGCUCCUUUCGGAUGUUCUUCUCUUCGACUACAUCCAUCUCGGUCUCUUACACGUGCUGAUUCCGGAGCUCGUGUACACGACCAGCACGUGGAUUACCUUCUUUACGACUGCCGUCUUCAGCGAGAGAGUCCCGACAUGGCUCUGGCAUCUCUACUUUCUCUGCCCCGCCACAGCAACCCUCAUCCUUUACCCUUCUCUAAUCCUAACACUCGAAGAGAAGAUUGACGCCAGGACCCAUCGCGACACGGCCAAAGCACUCCGUCUCUGCACCAUGGGACUUGAAGGCCUUCUCGGCUUGAUAUGCAAUGCCCUCUUCCUCUGCUAUCCCACUUACCAGCUGCAGCUGCUCCCAAUAGCCAACAUCAUUCUGACGGUGGCGGUCGUCAGUUGUCAGCUGAUUCAGAUUUUUGUGCAAAAUCAGAAAGCAGAGCUGGAGGAUGAAGAGAAAGCUGCACUCGAAGCCGACUUAAAGACCCUCGCUGAGGCAGUACCUGCCGAAUCAGCUGAUGGACAAGUUUUCGAAUCGCAGGGUUCGUCCAGCCAAGGGUCCAGAAGGGUACUGCAAGUGUUCCUCCGAGAAAACACGAUGCUCAUCCUUCUGGGCGCCUUCGCAGCACGUAAGCAACAGCAGGCCUCUUACCAUCUCUCACGCCAUCAUCGUGUAUCUUGCUCUCUCUCUGCCCCCAUUGCACAUGUGCAGUGACCGACUGGUUCUCCUUCUGGGAGAUGAACAUCGACGAGCCUUCCCAAUACACCAUUCCCCUCUUGUGCAAGAGACUCUUUCUCGCCUCUGCCUCUGUCUCUACGGGUCUGCUCGUCCUCAAAUGGUGCCUGGAGUACGUCCAAAUGAAUGCCACACUGGUACGCAGGGGAGACGUCUUCAGGUGAGCACUUUGCUGACGACUUGUGCAUUGCGGUUGCUCAGGUGCAGCGCAAGAAGCCACCCUCGGGCGACAUCGAAUUAGGCGGACGCUCCCGUCUCAUCGACUCGCAUGUGGACUCUCAGGCAGCGACCCCGCGAGGGCCGUCUCCCACGGCACCCAUCAUCACUCGCUUCCACCGGCCCCCCCCUCCUCGAUGGCUGGUCAGGAUGAUCACGGUGCUGAGCGGCAUCUCUGUCCUCAACGACAUCAUCGACUCCAUCAACGUCGUGAUCAUUCUUUGCGCCAUCGGCAACCCCCGAAACCACGCGAUGGGAAUCCUCAUCAGCAAUCUCUCCUUGAAUCUGCUGAAUGCUAUCGCCUCAGCCUACAAGGCAAUGGGCUUCGAAGCCUCGCGAGAGCGCAUACAGCAACUCACCCGAAUUGUAAGCGGACUCCCGAGGGGAAACCCACUGGUUGACUGCACAGGCUCCUUAGUGCGUGAAAAGCUUCCGGGGCUGUUCGAUGUCCGUCGGGCAUUGCCUUGCUGGGGAAGCAGUAUUUGUGUCUUUGGGGUGAUCGGCAUGCUUUGUGCCCCUUCUGGGGCUAUCCAUGCCUCGUGGUGGUUUUGGUGGAUAGCUUGGAUCGGGCACCAUUUCUGGUGGCUUGCCAUGCGCCUUUUCUGGGGGCUUGCCAUCAUGCAGAUGCUGUCGACGCUGAUGGGUGGACUCGUCGUGACGCAUUGCUUGAUCCCAAAGGAGCUUCUUUCAGAUGUUCUCCUCUCCGACUACCACCGAUUGGGUCUUUUACAUGUGCUGACGGCGGAACUUGUCUACACGACCAGCACGUGGAUUACCUUCUUCACCACUGCCGUCUUCGGCGAGAGAGUCCCGACAUGGCUCUGGCAUCUCUACUUUCUCUGCCCCGCCACAGCAACCCUCAUCCUUUACCCUUCUCUAAUCCUAACACUCGAGGAGAAAAUUGACGCCAGGACCCAUCGCGACGCGGCCAAAGCACUCCGUCUCUGCACCAUGGGACUUGAAGGCCUUCUCGGCUUGAUAUGCAAUGUCCUCUUCCUCUGCUAUCCCACUUACCAGCUGCAGCUGCUCCCAAUAGCCAACAUCAUUCUGACGGUGGCGGUCAUCAGUUGUCAGCUGAUUACAGAAAUCACGGGACUCCACCACGCCGAGCUCAUCGACCGCAUCGAUCAAAUUCGAAAGGGAGACACCGGGUGGAAAAGCAUGGGAGAGAGUAUAGCUCUCUAUUUCUAUCCCGAGUGGGGGUAUCGGAAAGCUGAUGCUUUGGCGGCGGUGAAGAUGGUUCUUGAUGGUGGCGCAGAUCCAAAUAUGGCGUGCGGCGAGCCUCUUUAUCGCGCAGUGAUGGCCGAGACAGCGACCGACGGCAGCGACAGCCCCUUGGUGAGGGAUGCCGAAGCCGUAGCUACACGGAUAUUCAACACUGUGGAGCUGCUGUUGGAAGCCGGAGCAGACCCCAACCUUGGCACACGGCAGCUGGCCGGCGGCUUAAUCGUAGCGCCUCUGGAUGAAGUGGUGAGUGGGGGGAUAAGGAUGAAGAGAUGAAUGCCACACAGAUUCACCCACAUGGCCUGACUGAGUGCCAUGUUUGUGCAGGUAAUACAGCCUGAGCUGAAAGAUGUCGCUGUCUUCCUCAAAGCCAAUGGGGCUCGACAUUCGGACGACUACUAUAAAUACGGCGGACACACCAAUCAGGCCCGCUACGCUGCCCUUUUGAUGCGAUCGAAAGAGCUGAUCGGCAAAUUUGAUGCUUGGCGACAAGAUUUCGUACGACAAAGAAGAUUUGGAUGAUUGAAGUCAAUAUGAUGAAUAGGUAUGAUGCCUUUGUCUUUCUGCAGCGAAAAUAUUAG